AUGCAAUCCAAUCAAAAGCUCUGCAUCGCUAUCUUUGGCCCUACCGCCUCGGGGAAGACCAAACUGGGGGUCGCCAUUGCAAAAGCCUUUCCGAGCGAGGUUAUCUCCGUCGACAGUCUACAGUGCUACAAAGCGGGAAGCAUUAUCACAGCUAAGCCUACUGCUCAUGAGAUAGCUGAUGUUCCUCAUCAUCUGAUUGACUACCUCGAGGCUGAUGAGGAGCCCAAUGACUUUGUGGCCCAAGCUGCUGACAAGAUGGAAGAUAUCACAAAUCGAGGAAAACUCCCCAUUCUUGUCGGCGGUUCGACUUCUCUCGCGAUACCUUUGCUGCACGAGGCACUGAAGCGGCAGUAUCGGUUCGUGGCUGCAACUCUGAUCCCGCGUCAGUCAACAUACUGGCAGUCCAUCCAAGUCAGAGCCAGCGAGAUGCUCGAGAGGGGUCUUCUGGCCGAACUAGAGGAGUUGAGAGACCUGCAGCAGAGUCUCCUCGAUGACAACGCAUGCUUCCAUAAGGGAGUAUGGAAGGCCAUUGGGUAUCAAGAGUUCUAUCCCUAUCUCGAGGCAGAGUCGUCAUGCAACGCCCGUCAGUCGUCAUUCCAGAGGGGUCUCGCACUGAUGAAUGCAAACACUCUGCAGUACGGCUUCCAUCAACUCGAGUGGAUUCGUUCUAUCCUCAACCCUUUUCUGCACCAAGCCGGCGUCGUAUGCAUGAGCCUCCCUGUCACUGACAAUGCUUCGUGGAUGUCAGAUGUCCAGAUACCUGCUAUCUCAAUGCUCAACGACCUGUGCUACAGUUUGCGAACGAUCAAAGUCUCCACCAAUGGAACACUAAACUCUAGCCCCAAGUUUCGAGUCGUUGGUCUAUUUGGCGGAUCUUCUCCGGGGAAUGAUCCGGGUCACAUCGAUGCGGCUAAAAGGCUUGCGUUUGCUCUACACCAACAUAGCUACAAACUCGUCUACGGCGGCGGAACAACUGGGAUCAUGGGCGCCAUUGCCAGCACUCUGGUGCAACUCUCUGGACCAAGUGCCGUCCAGGGCAUCAUUCCCGUUGCACUCGCCAAGUACGAAGAAAGACUCACUAAGAAAAGGGCCGACCCUUCAAAGUUCGGGAACAGGACUGUCGUCAAAGACAUGCAUACACGCAAGAGACUCAUGAUCGAGGCAGUCAUUGGUGGCGCUCCAGGGAGCGGCUUUGUAGCUCUCAGUGGGGGAUACGGUACCUUGGAGGAACUCCUCGAGACAACGACUUGGUACCAGCUUGGUAUUCAUCAAUGUGGAAUCUGUGUGUUUGACGUAUGCGGAUUUUACAAGGGUUUAAUGGACUGGGUUUGUCAGGCUGCACAGGCAGGGUUUGUUGGCACAGAGGAUGCUACUAUUCUGCGGGUUGCAACGACGGCUGAGGAUGUCAUCGGCUGCCUAGGCAGUAAUGAUCAUCGUUAUUCGCGGAUGGGUGAGCUGGAAUGGGAUUAG
Fusarium fujikuroi IMI 58289 is the source of this 1470-nucleotide messenger RNA. RefSeq lists its product as uncharacterized. Gene Ontology annotation, biological process: cytokinin biosynthetic process. NCBI's taxonomy places the organism in Eukaryota, Fungi, Ascomycota, Sordariomycetes, Hypocreales, Nectriaceae. Gene Ontology annotation, cellular component: cytosol. The transcript is spliced from 2 exons. The record is from RefSeq and is a predicted model, not a curated record. Gene Ontology annotation, molecular function: hydrolase activity, hydrolyzing N-glycosyl compounds. Bases 1 to 1470 code for a protein of 489 amino acids.